This is a messenger RNA of Anopheles coustani, 5404 nucleotides long. RefSeq lists its product as uncharacterized. Gene Ontology annotation, molecular function: phosphotyrosine residue binding. Lineage: Eukaryota; Metazoa; Arthropoda; Insecta; Diptera; Culicidae. The coding region runs from base 1 to 3582 and encodes 1193 amino acids. The transcript has 10 exons. The record is from RefSeq and is a predicted model, not a curated record.
AUGAAGAAACAUUAUCUAUACGGUGAAGGAUCUAAGCCACCAAACUGUACUCUGUCAAAGUACGUUAAGAUUUAUUGUGGAACGUGUAAAGAACUUUAUGGGUUGUUCAUUUCUUUUCAGAUAUCCGUCUGUGAUGACUACAGCUUACCGAUUGACUUUGUAAAGAAACGACCGUCCAGUUUUGAUCCUUGCCUCGUUCAACAUAUACCAAACAAUUGGGCCUCACCGAGUCCACAGUCAGAUCACGUUUCAUUUCUUGAACCAUUAAUACUGCAACAACCCUUGUCAGCGGUUCCGACCAUCAACAGUAACAUACCGGGUAUCGGACCGACAUUAUCUGGUAUCCCGGCAACAGUUGGUACGAUCAGUGGACAUCCACCGACGCUUCCUCCACUUCCAACGACAUCCGGUCCUGCGAACUGUGCUCCACAAUCUGUUGACGCAGCGACAGCGGCCGCGGCAAACACCGUUGCCAUCAAGACCGUAGAAGAAAUCUUUGAUACGCAUCGCAGUUACAAGGCGACCGGACGCCACCGGACACGAAGCCGUGCCCGAAGGCCGGACAGCUGUUCGGAAGUCAAAUACAUUAAUCAAAAUUUUAGCUCAGGAUCAUCGGCACCGAUCACCUCAGAGGAAGAGGACAACGACGAAGAAGAGGACGAAUUAAGCAAGAUACCGGAGCUCAACUCCCCCGAUAGUAUUUCGGACGACUUGGUACAGCCUUUGCCGUUGCGCCAAAGUCCAAUCAAAACAACCGGUCCGAACAACUCGAUUCGAAAUCCUUCUCCCUAUUACUAUUCUGAUCUGUUGAAGAAUAAACAACAACAGCAACUCGACCAGGACCAGGGCACUGAUCAGCAGCCCCGUCAGGAGCCAGCAGAAGAGGAAGCCGAUUCGAACAGGCAGACAUCUGGCACUUCAGCUGCAGGAAAUAUUCGCCAAGCGCGAGAGGCUGGCGUUCGAUACAAGAAGAGCAGUAGCCUAGACACGCCGGGCGCAGAGAAGGAAGUGUGCCUGCCAAAGCGGUACUCGAUCACUGAAGAGGGCGUGCGAAUAAUUCGUUGCGAUUCGCCCUCGACGACUACCUCGGACGAUUCGGACUGCUCCGAAUGUCGCAAGCGGCGCGCCUGGCACGCGCAAGCACUGGCCAUUGCUAGAGCCAGCUGUAACAUUGGACCCCUGCUCGAUGCUAGUUCGAUGCCACCGCACCGUUUGCUUGGUCCGGCGGCAGUCUGUGCCUGUGUGACGCCUGCCUACGGCGAGGAUAACGAUGAACUCUUCCGUCCGCGGAGCAUCUUCUAUGUGCACCAGCCGGGCGCCACAGACUGCGCUGACUGUUUACUGAGCGACCCAUCCGUGCUACCGCCAGCAGAGGCGGGCACCGCCGACGACAUGGCUAACGUGCGCACCCGUCAGAUAUACGAGACGGCGUUCGACUCGAAGAUCACCCGCUCGGACGACGAUCUGGACGAAGUGGACCGGAUCACCAACCAGAGCGUGCUGCUGCAGCUGACCAAGAGCAAUAGUAGCAGCGCCAGCAAUAUGGUAUCGGCCAGCCAGAGUCGCAACAAGCGGCUCGAUUCGAAGCGGACCAAGUCCGCAGCCAGCAAGACGCCUUCCAGCAACCCAGCUGUUUCCGCAGUCAACACUGAAGCGACGGGCGCCAGCGUAGAAGCCGGCAGUCAGGCCGAGCAGCUGUCACAGGACCUGCAGGAAAAGCUGCAGAUUGACAAACAAAUGGACAAUAUCGCCAACGCUAACUCCACGUCUUCCUCUCAGCUUCCUUUGCGCGGAUACACACCGUCCCCUCCGUCGACCGCACCGCUACCGAUGAAGUUCCCGGGCAAGCACGAUCGGUUCUUCAUCAACAGCAUUAAGAGUGCCCCAAAUCUUCCCGCUUCCAACGUCGGUGCACAGCAUCCACGACUGAAGGACCUCCGGCUAGACAUACAGCACGUGCGCAACAACGACGUUCCUUCCGGGAGCUGUGAUGGCAGCAUGAACGACGGCCCGUUCGCCCACAACUCGAAAGUCGGCGAACGGCCCCGAUCGACGCUGUGUUUGGAGCCGGAGCGGGUUCUCGAGCUGAAGCGUGGCCAUCGGUCCGCCCAUCACCACCACGGAAAACAGCAGCAACAGCGUGGCCGUAAUUUUUCCUCCACUGAGAGCAUGGCGACAUCAAGCAGCGGUGGCAGUAUGGAGUCGCUAAAAUCCAGCACCAGCGAGGGUAACCGGAGUACCUCGAGCUCCGACUCGCGCCACUCGUCUUCGCUCAGCUCGCACAGCUCCGACUCGGGGCCAUCGAUGGCGUAUCCGCUGCGAGUACCGGUGGUGGUGCACAACAAGCUCAACAUUCUCAGUCCUAUAUCGGACAAGUCGUCACAGGAGCCCGGUUCCGAGACAUCAGAUAUUAACAAUCGCAACAACAACUCCCAGAAACAGUCUCCCGUAGACGGGAUGGCUACGGCGACCGGCGUUGCCGCCGGAACCGGUACCCUUACUUCCACCAAGAAGGAUGUUGAUGAAUGUACCAGCGGAGCGGGGCUCAUUGGUACCGAGGCUGUGAAGACGAGCGUUACAAAGAGACGUUCUGCGCCGAACAAAGCGUUGUUGGUGAUAACCGGACCUGAAAUCCAAGGAUCGGACAGCGGAAUCUCACUCCACUCGCGCGAAGACCUCAAAUCGCGUACGAACUUCCUCAACCUUGGCAUUCAGCGAGCCUCGAUGGGACUGGAGAAGCAGAACGAUCAUGGCAAGGUGGCCGCUCUUCCGCAGGACCUUCACGAUCUUCCAUUCGACAUGCCAAAGCUACGCAGAAGACGUGCCCAUUUGCAGCAGGAACCCUGCACGUCGGGCAGUGUCACGUCGGUGGACGUAGGUGAUUUACCCUUUGACAUGCCGAAACUACGGCGUCGUUUGCGAUUGUCGCAGAAUCAGCAGCAGCAGCAGCAUCAACUGCAACAGCAACAACAGCAGCAGCUGCUGCAGCAAUCCAUUCCAACCGUACCGUCUACCUCGGCGGCCAUGCUCCUGCAGACGAGCACGGAAUCUAGUGGCCUAUCGCAGGCCUCAUCCAGCUUGUCGAUGCGAGACUCCGAUAACAAGCUGGCCAUGGGUGGAGGUCUAUUUAAACAAAGCCUUACCCUAAAUCUGAACGAAUGUGGCAGCAGACCGCCGAAAAAGUUCGGCACGCUCGACCUCGGGCUGAAUCUGGGAUCGAACCGCCCGCACGUGGACGUUAUCGACGCUUCCAUCCCUCUCGAUCGUCAGGGCUGGUACCAUGGUUCCAUCAGCCGUAUCGAUGCCGAAAAGAUACUGCGUCCGCUGUCGGAGGGCAGCUUCCUGGUGCGAAACAGUGAAUCCACACGACAAGACUAUUCGCUGACCUUAAAGAGCGCCAAAGGUUUUAUGCACAUGCGGAUCCAACGGGAUGCCGACUCGGGACAGUUCAUUCUCGGACAGUUCAGCCGCCCGUUCCCAACCAUACCGGACAUGAUACGGCACUUUUGUCUGAACCGCCUGCCCGUACGCGGGGCCGAGCAUAUGUGUCUUCUCGAGCCUGUCAUUGCACAGAUUCUAUGAGCGGUGGACAACCGCCGAAUUAGGAAGCACCACAGGUCCAGGACGUUCUGUCGCUUUUGAAGAGAUUUUCGUGGACGGUAAGGAGCACGUUUUAGUCCCGAUAGCUUUGUACAUGCAACUUGUCGGUCAGUUUCAUAGCAAAGUGAAGCAAGUGAAGCAAUGCAUACAUACAUUUUUAAACAGCACCUUUAACCGUUUGUCUACAUGCUGAUAAUGCCUUGAGGUCCCGUGCCGUCCGAGCGCAGGAUUCACAGUACGUGAAAGGUUCACACUUAAUUGUUGAUAGCAGCAGGAAAAUUAAAGGCCUCAGUUAAGCCAAAAAGCAUCAUCAGAGUAGAAAGCAGAGCAAUUUGAUCGAGUAGUAGAUGCUGAAACCCGUACGCGUUAGGUUUGCAGGGCAUUACCAACAGAAGAAUACUUUUGUUUAGCGAACAGAUCCUUCAAUUUCCUUACCGAAUGAUUGGUUUGCUGGGUUAUCGUUUUGAUUUCCAUUGGUGACAAUAAUUGUUUUGUUCUGGAGAACAACGGAACGAGAUGAAAGGAACGCAUUUGGAGCGUUAUCGAGCAGAAGUACGCAUAAAGAUAGCCCAGGUUAGAUGAAAACGAGUUGGACAGAAAUGAUGAAUGAUUAUGUCGGCUGAAGCAUGGAAUGUAGGGAUGGGCUAAGAAGGAAAAAGGCGAGGAAAAAUAUAUAAAGUGUAUGUAAAGUAUAAACGAUGUAGCGCAGGUCGAAGGUGAAAUGUCGUUUCAAAUGUUGUGAUAUACGCGGUGUGGUUUUUAUGUUUGAUGAAAUUCACUGGUUUCUUCCCCAUUUCACGUUACAUUAAUUCUUCAUAGGUUCUUUGAUACGUCGAUAAGUAUGUGAAUAGGUUGGUCGAAGCUGAAUUGCGUUGGAUCAAUUAUGAGGAAUCAGGAGGUCGACGCAAAUCGAUACACUACAAUCGGUUUCUAGAAAUAGAGAAAGAAAGAAAAAGAGAGAGAGAGCGGAUCAGAGAAGAGAAGAAUAAUGAAAAACGAUGAGAGGCUAACUAUAAACAAUAAUAUUGUGUGGGAUUACCGUGUUAGUAGAACCGAAUGCCAAAGUAAAAAAGAACAUACUGUGAAGCGCCUAGAUUCAUGACGAGAUGAGCACCGUUUUCUUCCUUGAUUCAGUUCCCAAAAGGCUAUUUUAGAAUCUGAUCUCUAAUUUGUUGGAAAGUCGAUAUCAGGUUUAUACCGAGUGCAAUACUACGCGUUAAUAGCUCCUGGAACCGAACUUGAGGAAGCGCUGUAAUAGUGUAGCUAUAGACGAUACAUUUCUGUACUAGUGUAGCACUUUUCUAGAAGUGAGACAAGUUUUGGCCCCCAACAAGGUAUUCGAUUCGAUACAGUCAAUCUAAAAUAAACUAUCCCCAAAACGGUGCAAUUAGCAGUACAGUGCAGCACCGAGGACUUUAUAUGUUACUAUUCGUUUUUGCUAUACUUUGAGGUACAAAUCAAGAAAAGCUAGAAAAAGCUGUACUAUUUCGACUUAAUUUUAUAAUCUCCAUUUAUUUUCCUCGCAGUGGAAAUUGUUUUCCUGCAUUGAUUAUUCAACACCCUAUAAUUAUCUCUUCUAGGAGGCUGAACGAUUUGUAUUCCUGCUAUAUUAAUCGUAGUAUGACAGCAUUGCAGUACAUUGUGUUGUUUAUUACAUGAAUGAAUCAGUUCAGUGGCGUAGUAUAGGGUGAAAACUGUUCAUUACACAGAAUUCUCUCGGAAACUCUCAUACACAUAUUAACAAUCACGUAGUGAUGCAAAAGGCUAUUAUAGACAUUGAUAAAUAUAUUAAAAAAAUAUUUAA